AUGUCUCACACAACCGAAGGCCGCCAAUCUCCACCACCAGAGGAGCAGCUCGGUAAACAAGGAACUACUGCACCCUCUAAUGCCAAAGGCGUAGAUCAAGGAGCUUCGAGCAAAAAGGAUAGUGAGAAAACCUUACAAGAGCUCAAGUCUAACCCUCCGGAUAGUUCUAUGGACUCAAAUGCAAAAUCAGCAACUCACAAGCCAGGGACUAGGGAUAAAUGUGGUUCUUGUUGUUAG
Molecule: messenger RNA, 237 nt
Organism: Blumeria graminis f. sp. triticale
Lineage: Eukaryota; Fungi; Ascomycota; Leotiomycetes; Helotiales; Erysiphaceae
Source: the annotation of a GenBank genome assembly